GAUGUACAACUUCCUGGAGCAUUUGUCGCAGCGUGCCUUCACGCAGCUUUGCGGUCACCUCGAGCUCACCGUCUUCGAGGACAAGGAGGUCAUCUUUACCCGUUUCUCUGAGGGCCGCGGCAUGUACAUGCCUGGGCCUGGGCAUUACCAGGAAGAAGUAGACCUCGAUUGUAUCAACCUGACGCUGACCGAUUUCGAGUUCUGGGCGGAGAUCUCGCUGUUCACAUCCUUCCAGCAUACCUGCACAAUGGUCUCCGUCCAGUUUAAUGACACCUUCCUUCUUCCGGCUACAGCAUUGGCAAAGGCCAUACAGGAGUUUGCAGAGUGCUGCGGCUACGUUUAUCAGUAUGCGCGGUCCCUCCAAGCCAAGCUGAACACUGAGGAGUUUGUCGCCGAGGAAGUCCUGCCAAGCUCGAUCCGCACAGCGUGCUGCGAAGCGACGGACGCCUACCAGCUCAAAAAUCUGACCAAGGAAAGGUUGCUCCAGUUCUUCUACCUGCCAAAGCCGUACCCCAGUGGAGCGGACACGAAGGACUUGAUCCGCAAGGUCUUAAGUGGCGACGUGACCUCGGGUGAGGAGAUCCUACAAGAGCUGGAGAG
This is a messenger RNA of Symbiodinium pilosum, 600 nucleotides long. The record is from the annotation of a GenBank genome assembly. NCBI's taxonomy places the organism in Eukaryota, Dinophyceae, Suessiales, Symbiodiniaceae.